This is a messenger RNA of Vitis vinifera (wine grape), 1310 nucleotides long. Its product is annotated as protein WUSCHEL. NCBI's taxonomy places the organism in Eukaryota, Viridiplantae, Streptophyta, Magnoliopsida, Vitales, Vitaceae. Gene Ontology annotation, biological process: plant organ development. Gene Ontology annotation, molecular function: DNA-binding transcription factor activity; DNA binding. The record is from RefSeq and is a predicted model, not a curated record. The transcript is spliced from 3 exons. The coding region runs from base 341 to 1183 and encodes 280 amino acids.
CUUCUCAUCACCUACAUUUCACUGCAGCUUCACUCUCUCUCUCUCUCUCUCUCAUUAAUCAUACCUCGUCAUGCCUUUUCAUCCAAGUAAUUCCUCUGCUACCCUCCCUUUCUAUGCCCUCUUUUGUCCCUUCCCUUUUAUAAUCCUCACUCUGUCAACUUCAGUCCUUCUCUACCAGAUAUUUCUCUGAUAUCCUCUCUACAUCCUUCCAUGUGCCCUCAUCUCCCCCUAUUAUAACCAUCCCUUCUCAGCAUUUUGUGCACCCUCACCUACCUCUCUCUCUCUCUCUCUCUUGGAAUUUUGUUUUCUUCCCUUUGUUUUCUUCUUGUUUCAUUCUGUCAUGGAACCUCAACAACAGCUCCAGCAGCAGCAGCAACAAAACCAACAACAGCCAAACGAGGAUAGCGGCAGCAGCAAAGGCAGUUUUCUGUGCAGGCAAAGCAGUACACGCUGGACUCCUACAACUGACCAGAUAAGAAUAUUGAAGGACCUUUACUACAACAAUGGAGUUAGGUCCCCAAGUGCUGAACAGAUUCAGAGGAUCUCAGCUAGGCUGAGGCAGUACGGCAAGAUCGAAGGCAAGAACGUCUUUUAUUGGUUUCAGAACCAUAAAGCUCGUGAAAGGCAGAAGAAGCGAUUCACUACUGAUAUGCCCAUGCAAAGAUCCCUUGGAAAUGCCGGUUGGAGACCUGAUGAUCCCAUUCACAACAAAUUUCAUACCAUUCCCACUCCUGGGAUAUCUUCCCCAUCUUCUUCUUCUUCACCCAGUGUGCUUGCUGUUGGGCAGAUGGGAAGCUUUGGAUAUGGAUCUGUGGAGAGGAGUUUUACAGACUGUUCAAUAUCAGCAGGUGGUGGUCGUGGUGGGGUUGGUGGAUCUAUAAACCAGAGCUUCGAAUGGGUUGGCAUGGACCCAUAUUCUUCAUCUUAUGCACUCUUUGACAAGAGAAAAACAAUGGGUGAAAGCUUCGAAGAAGAGCAAGAAGAAGAAGCAACUCCGGAGAUUGAAACGCUCCCACUCUUUCCCAUGCACGCUGAGGAUAUCACUGGCUUUUGCAACAUUAAGCCCGAAUCCGACGCCUACUACUCCGGCUGGUACAGGCCCGCCGACGCCAAGACCAGUUCCCGCACUUCUCUUGAGCUUAGCCUCAACUCCUACGCCGGCAGGUCCCCGGAUUCCCCCUGAAUAUUCCUCCAUGCUCAGCAGAUUUUAGCCAUAUAUUUUGGGGCUCAUUACUUUAUUUAGUAAUUGUACUUAGAGACAGUAAUUGUGGCUUGUAUAUGCUCAAGGGUUGGUGGCGUUGGAAUGUCUC